AUGGAGCAAGUGAAUGCCUUCCUGUCCUUUGUGGUACCCAUGGUGGCCAUUUCUGUGUUGAACGGAGUCAUAGCCAAUCAGCUGCUGCAGAUGUUUCGAGAGGUGGAGCAAGACAACCGUAUUUGCCUCACCAGAGGAAAUCCCACCGUGCUGAACAUCACAGUAGAGUCCAACCGUGCACAGUCACUUCGUCAUGGAGUUCUGGUUCUCCGAGUGGUGGUCAUAGCCUUUGUGGUGUGCUGGCUGCCUUAUCACGCUCGCCGCCUCAUGUUCUGCUACGUCUCCGACUGGUCCGAUGGCUUAUAUGACUUCUACCACUACUUCUACAUGCUGACAAAUGUCCUGUUUUACGUAAGCUCUGCAAUCAACCCAGUCCUCUACAACCUGGUGUCGGCUACAUACCGCCAGAUCUUCUUUUCCACACUGCGCUACUUCUUCAUGCCCUGCCGCCAUUCACCCAGGAGGCAACCACACCCCCUGACCCGCCACUCCAUCAGUAUUUCCAGCAACCACACCCUCUCCACCAAUACCAUCAAAGAAACAACGUAUUAA
Molecule: messenger RNA, 552 nt
Organism: Nematolebias whitei (Rio pearlfish)
Lineage: Eukaryota; Metazoa; Chordata; Actinopteri; Cyprinodontiformes; Rivulidae
Product: neurotensin receptor type 1
Exons: 4
Coding region: 1-552 (183 amino acids)
Biological process (GO): neuropeptide signaling pathway
Cellular component (GO): plasma membrane
Molecular function (GO): G protein-coupled neurotensin receptor activity
Source: RefSeq, a predicted model, not a curated record